UUGAAGGAAAUCAUGGCGUCGAGCGAAGAGCUUGCCCUGGUUACCAGUCAGCUGUUAGAAAACGGCCCCACAAGCUUCCUAGACGUGUCGGAAAUCCUUCUCAAGUUUGCCAGCAAUAUAAUACGGAAUCCAAAUGUUGAGAAGUACCGCUCCAUCCGGCUUGGAAACAAGAUCUUUGAGAAGCGUGUCCUUCCAGUGUCUGGUGCCGUGGAGUGUCUGUUCCUUAUGGGAUUUGAAGAGAAUGACGGCCACCUGGUGUUUCCCCAGCACGCUCCCCUGAAUGACCUAACCACGAUACAGGGCCGGUUAGCCAGGGAGCGCCUGCGACUCAUGGCCCAACAAAUCGCAGGCCUGUCAACGUGGAACAUUCAGGCAUCAGAGAUGGCCUUCCAUCAGCGGCUUCGGAGCAGCGCUGAUCACGUCCUCAUCUAUGAGGAUCCUGCUCUGCAGCAGAAGGCAAGGGACUGCAUGGUGCUGUCCGAUCUCAUCCUGAAAGCCAGGGAGAAACUACAGCAGCAGACUGAGAACAGUACAGGAGUGGAGGAGUUCACCAGCCCGCUGGACCAGCGCGACUACCUCCUCCUGGAGCUUCUGAAGUGGUUCAAGACCAGCUUCUUCAAGUGGAUGGACAGCCUGUCCUGCGAGACGUGCCAGGUGCGGAUGAGGAGCGUGGGCCUGGUGGAGCCGAACGCAGAUGACCGUCGCUGGGGGGCGGGCCGGGUUGAGGGGUACACAUGCCCCAGGUGCAAUAGACCGGGUCGUUUCCCAAGGUACAACCAUCCAGGUAAGCUGUUGGAGACCAGGAAAGGUCGCUGCGGCGAGUGGGCCAACUGCUUCACUCUGUGCUGCCGAGCGGCUGGAUUUGAGGCUAGGCACGUGGUUGACUGGACAGACCACGUAUGGACGGAGGUAUACUCUAAUUCCCAACAGCGCUGGCUUCACUGCGACCCGUGUGAGAAUGUCUGCGAUAAACCCUUGCUGUAUGAACGAGGCUGGUCCAAGAAGCUUUCCUAUCUCAUUGCUUUCUCCAAUGAAGAGGUUGUUGAUGUGAGCUGGAGAUAUACAGCCAACCCUAAGGAACUUCUGGGAAGGAGGAAAGAAUGUAGAGAAGAAUGGCUGAUGGAAACCAUAGCAACCAUGAACAACGAAAGGCAACGCCACCUGUCAGCAGAGCGAAGGGCCGUCCUAGAGCAGCGGUCUGCCGUGGAGCUGGCCGAGUUCCUAGCCCCCAAGGUCAUCCGCAAUGGAGAGGAGCAGGGGCGACUCUCAGGCUCCCUGGCCUGGCGGUUGGCCAGGGGUGAGACACGGGGUGACGCAGAGGGUGAUGCUCAGCUUGGUGGUGGGGCGGAGGGGGCCGCAGCUGGAGCAUCGGAUUCUGAGGGUUUUGUCUUCACACUGACUGAUCAGGAAAUGUCGGAGAAAUGCGUCCAUGUGAAGUACUGCCCUGCCUCGGACAAGUACAUCCGGGUAUCUGAUAACAACAAGCAGAUUGCGGAUUACAGGACUUGCCUGUAUAGAAGCCAAAAUAUGUACCGCAAAGAGGAGUAUGAUUGGAACAUGGUGUAUCUGGCCAGAGAUAGAGGUGACCGGGAUGGACACAUUGAGUGGCGCUUUGACUUCAGAGACACCGGCCUGGUCGUUGAUCAAGUGACCCUCGUCGCGACGGCCAAAGUCUUCCAGAACGGCCGGGUCCAGUGGAGUUGCGGUCCCCAAAAUCAGAGAAACACCUUGCUGCCCGUCAGAGAAGGAUUAGUUGAGUCGGUGCUGCGGGGUACCAACAUCACCGGUCACCAGGAGUUCACACUAGCUGCCAAUCUGUCAGGAGGGCAGGGUGACUGCUCCUACCAGCAUGCACAGCUGUUCCGCAUCGGGCUGGAGGACUACGACAGAUACCCGCUGGAUAUCAAGAUCCGUCUGAAAAAGGAGUAGCACCAGCCUUAUAUUUGAACUGUUGGUGGCACUCGACAUGCUUAAGGAUCCGAGCCAUAUAUGGAGGCUUUGCGUUGUGGCCAUCUUGUGGGGGGAGUUCUUUCAUUCUUUGUUCCACAAGUUGUGCAUGAGGAGGUGUCGCUGUGGAACAAAGGAACUGCCAUUCAAGGUGGUUGUCGUGCAAAGCCUCUGUAGGGUCUGUUUGUUUCACAUGGAUGCAGAUCCCUAUCAGUGAUCUGAUGCUGAUUUGCUUCAUGCAUCAGGUGUGGUCUGGUGCAAGUGAACCAUGUUGUGAUUGAGAUCCAGGCGAAACAAACAGGCCUUUAGAGAGAGUGACAACAUCUUCAUACUAGAAGCCAUUUUGAUUCUGAAGUCUGCUAAGAAAUCGCACACACACUUGUUCCAUAGUUGUAGGGACUACCCACUGUAGUGCUGAAACAACAGAACCCAUAAAGACAAAAACGUCAGGAUGUUGGGCACGAUAAGUUAAUCAGCAUGAUCGGGUAAUUACCUUACACUCUCAGUCGAUCCUGUAUGAAAGUAUCUGACUUUACUCUCCUUUUUCAAAACAGUGGCAUAUCCAUAGGGGGUCCCCCAGGAGACGACAGACAGAGCAUACUGUCCAAAACGUUGCAUACCCCCCCGGUUCUUUUCAGAACCACACAUAUUCAGAAAGAGAUAUCCUUGCACAGUGCUACCACAAACCUCUAUAACUAAUAUUUUUCCACCCCUCAGCCCAAGACCUGUAUACACCACUGUUUCAAGCAAUCUUUUAUAACUAUAAAUUACAAAGAAAAGGCAAUUGACCGAUGGUGGAGUCGUCAGCAAAUCAUGUAAUAAAAUCGACAGAUUUGGCAGAUUGUCCGAUCACACUCAACAGGGACAAAUUUUUGUCCCCAAAACUCAGUCCCAUUUUAUGAUUGACAAAGUGGCACCCCACGCACAGUGGCCAGUCAUUUUGGAAACAAAAUGGUGUCAUACAGAACCUCAUGGCUCAAGUCUCUGUGCACGGUUCAGUGGGGAUGUUCCCUUUACACCAAUGCAUAUGGCUUCAGUGAUACAAUGCAUGGUCUUGUAGAAACUUUUUCUUGAAUGCUAGACUUCCAGAAGGGAGAUCUUUUCGUCCAGGAGUGCCUUUCGUUGAAUGCCCAUAUCUGAAACGUGUUUUACAAUUAUGGUAUGAAACGACUAAAAUUUUGGAAUGAGUCACAUUUUCUCAUUUUGCAUAACUGAUGUUCUAUUACCUUAUAAUUUCACAUAACUUGACAAAUUGUUUUCAUUGUUCAACCUUUGUCCUUAAAUUCAAUACUGUUCAGUGUAGUGCCUUUUAUUUUUGGUUUGGUUGUCUUUCGUUUUGGUUGUCCUUAAAUUCAAUACUGUUCAGUGUAGUGCCUUUUAUUUUUGGUUUGGUUGUCUUUCGAAAACCUAAUGAUUAGGAUUGGAGUCAUUCUAUUAAUUAAUUUCCAAAUUAAAGAAACAUUCAGUGUAAUAUAUCAGUACCAAGUGAAGUUUUAGGGUUUUUCUCCUGAAAUAAAAUGUCAUUGGCGUCACAUAUCUGAAUACUUCUCAAACUCAAAAGCAUUUCAAAUACUUUUUGUAACAGAUUGUCUCAAGCAUUUGUCAAGCUUCACACAAUUUUUUUUUGGGGGGUGGUGCUGGAGCAAGCUAAAUCCUCCAGUGAACCAUUUCAGAAACUAGCUAACUUGCUUGAUAUAAAAAUAUGGAAAGGACACUUGGUUCUAAAUGGCCAUGAGGUAACAAGGUUGAAAAUAAACAAAUUUAAACAAGACAGAAAAGUGGUUGGAUUUAAAUCUUCUGCUGAGAAAUCGAGGCCUAAAGUUGCAGUGUUCCUUAAUUAGUGUCUGUGGUCAUGGGACGCUACUUUGCUGCAAAAACUGACAAUGUUGAGGGUAAACUCAAAAUGUGCAGUUCAGACACACUUUUGGAUAGUUAAUGUUGUAGAUGUAUUUGGAUGAAAUAUUAUUAAGUUGGUGAGUAAUUGGAAAUGAAUAAACUGGAUUCAAAAUGCAGAUAAGCAGUCAACAAUUUGGGAAGCUAACCCUCCUAUUGUCUUCUGGGGGUUAAUUGAAGUGAAUUCUAGUAAAAUCGUGCAUGCUUAAAGAUAAUGAAAGAACAAUGUCAUUAAUCAAUGUGUUUUAUAUUUUAAAUACUUGUGCCUAAUGUGUGUCCAGUGGUACUUCCUUUUUAUGCAUUCAUCAUGUCAAUGCUUUGUCUUUUUAUUAUUUCAAAAGAAGGUGUAAAGGUGUAAAGUUAUUUUCAAAGGUUAAGAACACGGUAUGGACUGCAAUGCCAUUGUUAUUUUUGCAUGGAUGUUAUGCUAUUUAGACCAGCACCUGUUAAACCUAAAGGGUGUGGCUGUGCAUAAAUUAUGCAAAUUAAGUGGAUUUGCAAUAAUGAUAAACAAAUACCAAAGUAUUUGAAAUGAAUGAUUCA
Molecule: messenger RNA, 4383 nt
Organism: Acanthaster planci (crown-of-thorns starfish)
Lineage: Eukaryota; Metazoa; Echinodermata; Asteroidea; Valvatida; Acanthasteridae
Gene: ngly1
Product: N-glycanase 1
Biological process (GO): glycoprotein catabolic process; protein deglycosylation
Cellular component (GO): cytosol; nucleus; cytoplasm
Molecular function (GO): peptide-N4-(N-acetyl-beta-glucosaminyl)asparagine amidase activity
Source: RefSeq, a predicted model, not a curated record